CCUUUGGUCAUGACAAACAUCUCGGAUCUCCAGAGAAAUACAACCCAAGUAGUCGGUCUAAGCAAUUUUGAGAUAGUGAGGUUGAUCUUACUCAGCAUAACACUUACAAAUUUCGUAAUCUUCUCCUAUUUCAUGGCAAUUAUGCUAAGUGUCGGCUUCACCAACGCCAUUGCCCGCCAAGAAGUCCGCUACAUCUUGUUUACGCACAUGCUUUUCAAUGACUCGGUCUAUCUCUUCUUUAGCAUGUUCUUGUUCUUAACUUCCUAUUUUUCCACCAAGUACCCUGCACCUUUCUGCUAUAUAUUUAUCAUCGUGAGCUCCACUUCUCUGAAGAUCACUCCCUACAACCUGGCCAUCAUGUCUUUGGAGCGCUAUAUCGCCAUAUGUUUUCCGUUAAGACACAGCGAGAUCUGCACUUUACAAAGAAUGGGUAUCGCUAUUGCAAUUACUUGGGCCAUUGGAAUCUUACCUAAUGUUGCAGAUGUUUUUGUUUUGACUUUGACCGUCGAGAAAACAUUUUUUGCUAGGAUUGUAAUUUGCAGUCGCUCUUCCUUCAUUGUCGCAUCGGUCCAGGAUACCAUAAGACUUGUAAGCCACGCCUCAACGUUUUCUUUGGUGGGGCUCAUAAUCAUCCUCACAUACAUCAAGAUCAUGUUGGUGGCUUUCAAGGUUGACUCAAGAAAGUCGUCUGCCUCUAAAGCUGGAAGAACGGUCAUGCUCCACGCCAUUCAGCUCCUGCUGUGUAUGAUGGCUUACAGCUACAGCAUCGUUGAGACCAUUUUUAAAGAUUAUAUCAAUUUACUCCCCAUCAUCAACUUUUGUUUUUUCAUGUGCUUGCCGAGGUUCCUCAGCCCUUUCAUUUAUGGGAUUAGGGAUGAGCUCUUUCGUAAACAGAUUAAAAAAUUUACUGUGUGCUAUUUAAAAAAAAAACCAUAG
Rana temporaria (common frog) is the source of this 936-nucleotide messenger RNA. Its product is annotated as odorant receptor 131-2-like. Gene Ontology annotation, cellular component: membrane. The coding region runs from base 10 to 936 and encodes 308 amino acids. Gene Ontology annotation, biological process: G protein-coupled receptor signaling pathway. Gene Ontology annotation, molecular function: G protein-coupled receptor activity. The record is from RefSeq and is a predicted model, not a curated record. The transcript has a single exon. NCBI's taxonomy places the organism in Eukaryota, Metazoa, Chordata, Amphibia, Anura, Ranidae.